Messenger RNA from Adineta ricciae, 3081 nucleotides. Lineage: Eukaryota; Metazoa; Rotifera; Eurotatoria; Adinetida; Adinetidae. The record is from the annotation of a GenBank genome assembly.
AUGAGUAUAAGUCUUCGUCAAAAACUAAGAGAUUUAAAUAAACAAAAAGAAGAAUUUGAUCAUCAGGAUCAAAAUGUUGAUUUGCACAAAUCAACAACCACGGCGCCGGUUCAAACGAAAAAAACUCCUGUUAAACAACAAAUAUUGCACCCAAAAUCAUUGAAUAUCAAUAAUCCAAACGCUACUUUAACCACGGAAGAAUUUCAUCGUCGCGAACAAGAAUUCAAUGAUGACAUGCAACGUGAGUGCGGACAAAAUGCUGAAUGGAAAAAGAUUCAACAGAACACAUUCACACGAUGGGCGAACGAACGUUUGAAACUAGUUCAUCGACACAUCGACAAUUUACAAACUGACCUCAGCGAUGGACUGAAUCUGAUCGCUUUAAUCGAGAUUUUAGUCAAGAAAAAACUACCACGAUAUAACCAACGUCCACAAUUUCGUUCACAAAAAUUAGAAAAUGUCUCUGUUGUACUUGACUAUCUUGAAAACGUGGAAAAACGACGUUUAGUUAACAUCGAUGCAUCAGAUAUCGUUGAUGGAAAAAUCAAGUUAAUUCUCGGACUUCUGUGGACAUUAAUUUUACACUAUUCAAUUAGUUUACCUGCUUGGGAAUUGCCGAAUGAGAGAAGAGAAACAAUUCAAAAUGUCAAACCAAAACAAAAACUAAUGACUUGGCUGCAAGCGAAACUAUCAUCACAACUCAAUAUUGUUAAUUUCACUUCUGAUUGGAAUGAUGGACGAGCAAUUGGAGCUGUACUUAAUUCAUGUUAUCCAGGUUUGUUUCCUAAUUGGGCGGAUCGGGACCCAAAGAAUGCCUUGGAAAAUGCAAAAGAAGCAAUGGAUUUAGCUGAACAAUGGCUUGGCAUUCCACAGUUAAUUCAACCACAUGAAAUGAUCAACCCACAAGUUGAUGAACAAUCGAUGAUGACAUAUUUGUCCCAAUAUCCCAAUGCUAAACUGAAACCUGGUGCACCUGUUAAGCCAAAAAACCACGCUAAUCAAGUUCACUGUUACGGCCUAGGUCUUGAGCAAACGGGACAUCUUGUUGAUAAACCAGUUAUUUUUCAUAUUGAGACUUGUGCAGCUGGUUUAGGUAAAGUUGAUGUGAUUGUUGUCAAUCCAAAUGGACAAACUGAAGAAUGCACGAUCGAAUUUCGCGAAGAUAUAAAUCGAACAUACGAUUGUGUUUUCUAUCCGAGUUUUCAAGGAGAAUAUAAAAUUAUCAUCACAUUUAAUGACCAAGAAGUACCACAUUCACCUUUUCUAAUAAACGUUCAUGGAACGGAAGCCGUUCCUGAAAUUCGAAUCGAACAUGACGACGAUGCUGAUGAGGUUGAUUCACCAGGCAAUGAAAUCACAACUCCUGAUAACGAACAACCAGUCUAUGAAAAUAUCAUUCGUGAACAACGAGAUUCCACUGAAAUCAAGAUUACAAAUUUGGACGAAGAGAACGGAAAUAUUAUUUUACGAGAAGACCAUAUUUACCAUGCUUAUCAAACAAAUAUUGCAUCUAUACAAGACCACCAACUUCGUCGACAGAUUUCUACACGUUCUAUAUCAGAUCCAACAUUGAAUAAGCACACAUUUUUCUCUCCCAUAAAACCACCGCGAACUUAUUGUCAUGAUGAAGAUGAAGACGAAUUGGAAAGUCAAUCACCACUUGUUUAUAGUUUAACCGACUAUCGUCUGAAGCAAAAACGUCCUGAUGGAUGUGAUCUUUCUUUACCCACUCAACCGAAUGCAAUUGUAACAAGUUCGACAACACUAAAUUCAACAAAUUCCUUGUCAAAUGAUGACACUACACACGAAAAUAAACGGCUAACAUCAAAAUGGUUGAUUAUCGAUGAAAUCAAUCGUUUGACUGAUCUGUCGAAAAGAGAAACAUCAACAUUAACUCAAACGUCACAUGCGCUAAAAUGUUGCUCGAAUGAUCCACAUGCCGCUCUUUCCGAUAAGAAAAUCGAAUGUGAACGUGUCAUUUUCAUGGCUCGUCAGAAAUUAACAUCAUAUAAUAGUGAAAUCAAACAUUUGGAAAAUCUCGAUCCAGAUAGUGAAUACUAUUCAUCAGAUAUUUCGCAUAGUACAUUGAUUUUACAAGAUAUUCGUCUCGCAAUUAAAGAAGAUUAUCUACGAUCGUUGCGAAAAGGAAAAGAAACGAAGUUUUACUUUUUUAUGUGCGCGGUUCAUUAUCGAUCGCAAACACUUUUUUCGCACAUGGUUUCAUCAUUUGAUACCUUACAAACCAAUGGACAAGUGAUCUUUUCCAAUCGGAUGAUUAUCCGAGAAGUGGAGAGCAACUUUGCAGCUACGAUCGGUGUUUAUUGCAUGGAAAUCACAAUGAAACAUCCAAUCACUGGACUUGACCAUUCACCUGUUGUUUGCCCGCAUCAUCACGUUUCAUCAUCAGCGAACACCAGUCAAUGUAUGAAAUGUGAUAAACAACGAUUGAAUUCUACCGUGUCAAUACCUGGUCAACAUUCGAAAACAAAUACAAUGAUUCGUGUGAGCAAUUUUUUUCAAGUUGAUGCUAUUACUAUUCGUAAAGAAGAUCUUAAAACACAGGAAUUCCUUCUUUCGAUUUCAUCGGCAUCAAUUCCAUUGAAACAUAAAUUACACGUAAUAUUACAACGUCUAUCCGAAUUGAAAAUUCGUAAAGCUGGCUAUCUAACAAUCUAUUGCGAUAUCAGUGGAUCUGGCGUGUGGAUUCGUCGAUGGUUCACUUUAACUAACGAGCAAAAUCUUCGCUAUUGGCCAUCACCCGAAGACGAAGAGAACAAUAUACCACCAGCAGGUGAAAUUGAUCUACACCAUUGUAUUGAUCAAACUGUAAGUGUCUUACAACGAGAAACAUGUGCACGACCACAUACAUUUGAACUACGUAUUGCUGUUCCAUUGAAAAAAUCGAACGAAUACGGACAGAACGAAGAUCAUCCAAGUAGUUCAAUCAUCGCCCAACCAUUUGGUAAACGUACUUUGUAUCGGUAUUGGUUAAGUGCUGAUUCACGAGAAGACCGUAACGAUUGGUGCAACAUACUUAAUCAAAUCUUAGGCGAUUUACGCGAAUGGGAAGUGAACAUUUAA